Messenger RNA from Tricharina praecox, 2381 nucleotides. RefSeq lists its product as uncharacterized. Gene Ontology annotation, molecular function: Hsp90 protein binding. The record is from RefSeq and is a predicted model, not a curated record. The coding region runs from base 47 to 2113 and encodes 688 amino acids. NCBI's taxonomy places the organism in Eukaryota, Fungi, Ascomycota, Pezizomycetes, Pezizales, Pyronemataceae. The transcript has 5 exons.
CUCAAUCCACCUCGUCUCUCUCAUAACAAACAAACAACCACUCACCAUGGCUCCACCUCGCCCCCCGCCGACUGAGCAUCAACUCCAACAGUCCGAGGAGUGGAAACAGAAAGGAAACGCCGCUUUUCGUCUCAAGAACUUCACCGAAGCUUUCUCGAGUUACACUGAGGCGAUUGCUCUGAAUCCGACGUCGCACUUUCUGUAUUCCAACCGUUCGGCGGCUCUGCUUUCUCUCGGCCGGCAUCCAUUGGCCCUCAACGAUGCCAAACGUGCCAUUGAGCUGGAUCCUAAAUGGUCCAAAGGAUACAGAAGAAAGGCGACGGUUCUGGAUGCCAUGAAGAGGUAUAGGGACGCUCUUGUGGUCUACGAGGAGGCCCUUGCGGUGACCAGGUUGGACGACAGCCUCUCGGAUGAUCAGAAGAAGAAGGAGGAGGUCGAAGUCAAGAAGCUGAUGAUAGCGUUGAGCAAGAAGCUUAACGCGAGACCGGAGCACCCUGGAAUUCUCCAUACCCAAAGAGAUCUAGAGAAUUCUCCUGGUAUUCUCAUCGUGAGAGAGGCAGAGCGUCGCGCGCAACAGGGCGUGCCGUUCGGAAGCUGGCCUCCUAUCGGAUCUUGCUUUCGGAGGUUGUGGAUAGCAGAAAUGCAGUUUCACAACGCUCUCAUCCACUUGAAUGAGUACAAUACUGUCGAAGUGAUGGUUCCGCGCUCGGACCAGCCCGAGCCACUCAUCUAUGGACAACUCCAGACACUCGAAGAACUCACCACCGCAAUGACCGAGGAUAUCCGCGUGGCUCGUAUGGAUCACGUGCUUCUCGGUAAGCUUCGCAUGUGUCUCCAGCUCGAGCAGCAGCGACGGAAUGCCAUAGGACCCAACAUGUCACCCAGGGACACGAUCCAAGAAUAUCUGCGUAGGUUGACCGAGCCAGUAUCAUCUAGGCAAGUGUUUGAAACCGGAGCAGGCACCGGCAGCACAAUGGCUGUUGGCUGGGACUAUGUUCGUCCGGCUCUGCAGCUGAGCAUUCGCUCAUCCCUUAUAUGCGGAUUCAUCAAGGAUGUAUUCGCCGAGGGUGAGAUAGGGGACGAAGAGUUCCGUCGCUGUGUGGACCUUAUUGAAGAGGCUCGAGCUCAAUGGCCUGAUGUCAGUGGUGGUGUUCGUGGUAGGACUCUCGAGGAGACCUUUCUUCGUCAGAUUAAAGUGCACCUCGCGGAGUCCCUCGCUAGGAAGUAUAUGCAGAAUCCCAGCGACCCCAACCGAAUCAAAUUUCUCGAUGAAAUCAUCUCGAUAACCAUGUGGAUCAUCCAUUCUUUCGAGAACAACCCUCACCCUCCAGAAGACGAGAAACAUACUACUCCCGCCGGCGAGCCCGGUUGGUGGACGGUAUACUACACCCACUACGUCGCCCCGCUAGCCAAAGCGCACAAUCUCUUCGCUUUCGCCAACCUCCGCUACGGCAUGGACGUCGAGCACGUCGCCCUCAACUCCAAAGAAACCGGCGCACGUGGCCCCAUCGCCUCCAGUCCCAGCCGUCUCGGCGUCGCAGCCAUCCACUACGCCACCGCCGCCGCCUGGAUGCCCCCCGACGAGCCCGAGCGAGCUAAUGCCCUCUGGUACGCCAUCUUCAGCAUGGUCCGUCGCGGCGGCUACUACCUCGCCGACUUCGAGAUCAUUCGCGACAUGGCAACCAAGUCCCCAGGUUUCUUCAUCCCGUUCAUCCCCGCCGAAGCCGUCCCCGAGAACCACGCGGGAAAGCACGCGGCUGCUGAGGUCCUCGGAACGUCUGCCGGCGGAGAACCCGAUAUGAUCUGCUCCCCCAUGGUCCAGUGGCCCGACGACGUCCCCACCGACAUGAACAUCCUCGAGGAGGUUAUGAACCCGUGGACGCGUGAGAUUGUCAACGGCCCGGGUGGCGGACUCCUGGCGCUGACAGAGGUGAUGAGAAACGUGUGGAAGGACCGCGUGGAGAAGUGGGGUGAGAAGAAGGAAUACAUGGGAGCUGACAAGAUUUGGGAUGAUCUUGAGGGCGACCUGAAGACGAACUGGGACCAGGUGUGGAAGGAGCACCAGGCGGAGGGAAACCUCACCUUUGGCCCCAGGGCGAUUGGUGGACUCUAAAUGUUUUUCUUCUUUGUGUAGCGAACGACAAGAUACCAGGGAAACAUACAAUAAGGCGUGAUUGAUAGUUGGCUUCUACAUGUGGUUUCCUUGUCCAUCUUUCUGUAUUUGUUCUUUUUUCGGUUUCAUGUGGAGGUUUCGACGUGGGAGUCAAGUUCGCCGAGCAGGUGAUAUCGCAUGACUCGAGGCCCUGUAGUAGACCGAUUCAAGAUACCUGCGAGAGUGUCCACAGUGUAGGCACUUCGGCCGCCCAACAAACAAAAUCAUG